Sphaerulina musiva SO2202 is the source of this 3100-nucleotide messenger RNA. RefSeq names its product glycoside hydrolase family 53 protein. Gene Ontology annotation, biological process: pectin catabolic process. Bases 1 to 1284 code for a protein of 427 amino acids. The transcript has 5 exons. NCBI's taxonomy places the organism in Eukaryota, Fungi, Ascomycota, Dothideomycetes, Mycosphaerellales, Mycosphaerellaceae. Gene Ontology annotation, molecular function: glucosidase activity. The record is from RefSeq and is a predicted model, not a curated record.
AUGUGCGCUCCUCGCUGUAUUCGUGCCCGAGAACAAUGUGUUGAUUGUUGGUUCCAAAUUCGAGCCGCACGAUUGACUACUCUAGAACCACCUCCACCCCCACCAUUCUUCUACAAAGGCCAUGAUCUCUCCUCUCUUUUCAUCAUGGAAGCUGGACCCCCGGGGGCAAUUUUCAAAGACACGGCACGCGACAAUGAGACUCGAUUGGCAGAUGACAUUCUCAUCGACGGAGGCAUGAAUACCGUUCGAUUGAGAUUAUGGGUAGAUCCGAUUGUACCAUUUGAUGGACCGCCUGGAUAUUACCAAACCUACAACCUCCCCACAAUCCUCUCUCUCGCCCAACGCUUCACCUCCAAAUCCCUCCAAAUCUACCUCGAUCUCCAUUUCUCCUCCUACUGGGCCGACCCAGCCAAACAAACUCCGCCCGCAAGCUGGCCCAGCGAUCUCUCGCCUCUCGCAGACACGGUACAAAGCUACGUAUCCUCCGUAAUUCGCGAAUUCUACACGGCAGGAGUUCCGCUCGCGAUAGUGAGUUUGGGAAACGAAAUUCGCAAUGGAAUGUUAUGGCCGCUGGGGAAAGUGGAUGUUGGAGUGGAAGAUGAGGCGGAGAGGACGGAGGGGUUUAAAGGGUUGGCGACGCUGUUGAAAGCUGCUAGGAGGGGGGUUGAUGAUGGUGUUGCUGCUGCUGCCGCUGCGAAUACUACUAACACAGAUGGAGUGGCGAUACCAGCCCCGCAAGUAAUGAUCCACAUCGACAACGGCUGGGACCUAACCAUGUUAACCCGCUGGUUCACAGCCCUCGUCUCCACCAACAUAAUGUCCGUAUCCGACUGGGAUGUAUUCGGCUUGACGUUUUAUCCUUUUUACGGCACGGGAGCGACAUUUGAGACAUUAACGAACACGGUGAAUUCCUUAGCGGAGACAUAUGGAAAAGCAAUUCAUGUGGUCGAGACGGAUUGGCCUGUGGCUUGUGGAGGGGAGGGAGCGCCGAGUUUGAGUGAGCCGGAGAUUCCGAUUUCGGUGGAAGGGCAGUUGGAGUGGGUUGGGAGGAUUGUGGAUGUUGUGAAGCAAAUUCCCAACGGUCUGGGACAGGGAGUACAUUACUGGGAACCGGCGUGGGUGAAUAGUACUGCGCUGGGAAGCAAGUGUCAGGAUGUGAUUUUGUUCGAUACGGAUUGGAGCGAGUAUCCGGCGGUGACGGCGUAUAGCAGGAGGAGUGUGGACAUGUUCAAAGAUUCUGCCCCAGAGAGAGAGAGAGAGAGAGAGAGUGUUUACAACAUUUAAUCGAACCAGUCAAUCCCAAAUCCAAAAAGAAAAGAAAAGAAAAGAAAAGAAAAAAAAAGUCCAUCAAAUCCUCAAUUAUGUACUCCACCACCCACAUUCGCCGUCCCCCUCCCCAACCCCUCCUUAUAUCUCUCCAAAGCCUUCGCUCGAGCCUUACUAUGAUCAACCAUAGGUCUCGGAUAGCCAUUCUUCUCCGCCACCUUCCCCUCUCCUCUCCCAUAAGGAUCAUGUAUAGCCUUACCCUUGACAUCACGUAACUCGGGGAUCCAUUUCCGAAUAUACUCUCCUUGGGGAUCAAAUUUCUCACUCUGUAAUAAAGGGUUAAAAAUGCGGAAAUAUGGUUGAGGGUCUACACCGGUGGAAGCGGAGAAACCCCAUCCGCCAUUGUUGGAGGCGAAAUCUCCGUCAAUGAGGUGUUCCAUGAAGUAGAUUUCGCCCUGUCGCCAAUCCAAAAGGAGAUCUUUGGCGAAGAAGGAGGCGACAAUCAUGCGGCAGCGGUUGUGGAUGUAGGACAUGUGUUUACAUUGGCGCAUGGCGGCGUCGACGAUGGGGAAGCCCGUCAUGCCGUCUUUCCAUUUGGUGAAGAGGUCGUCGUUGUAUUCCCAUUCAAUGUCCGAGUAUUCGUAUUUGAAGGGUUUGGACAUGCACACGUAGGGCCAGUGGGCAAGGACAUGUUUGUAAAAGUCUCGCCAGGCAAUUUCUGAGAUCCAGGUCUUGAUUCCUUCGGGGCCGGAAUCGAGUGCGGGUUUCUCGGGGGAGGAGUGUAGGGAGACUGCAGACCGGAUCGCAGUGCGAGAGGAGAGGGUUCCGGCGCUAAAGUGAACUGACAGGAGGGAGGUGGAUUGCGCAGAAGGGAUGUUGCGUUCGUCUUUGUAAGCACGGACUUUGGUGGAGAGAAAACGAUCUAAACGGGACUGCGCUUCGUGUUCACCGGCCGGAAAGAUUGAAGCGAGGCGAGAUUGAUGCUCUGGGGAGAGCACUUUAUUGGGAGGUGCGGAUGGGAUUUUCGAGGAGAAGAUGUGGGCAAACUUCUGUUGAGCGGAGGAUGGAUUGGGCUGGGGUGGUUCGCUGGGUUUGAGGAGGUGAGGAUGUUCGCGAAUAUGCUUCAUCCACGAUCGAUACCAAGGAGAAUAUACGGAAUACUGCUUUCCUGCUCCCGUCUUCAGGGCGCCAGGAGCAACCACCACAUCAUCGUGCAAGACGUCCACACUCAUCCCCUUCUCCAGAGCUUGCUUGACCAGCUUCACUUCCCUCCUCAGCUCAUCCACCUCGUAUUCCAUAUUACAGAACAAAUACCUCGCCUUCCAAUCCUCCAUCUUGCCCAAAAUAUGCCCAACCACAUCCUUCCUCCUCUCCACCGUAUGCACAUAUAGCGGGAUAUUCUUCUCCGCAAGAUCCUUCUUCAAGACAUCCAACGUCCUCAGAUCGAAAUCCACUCUCGCCGCACUCGUCAAAUGCGCCUGAUAAUCCUCUGGCGAGACAAUGAACAUGCACACUAAGUGGGCAUCGUGUUUCCUAGCGAGUUUGCUUGCAGCUUCGAGGGCGCGGUUGUCGGACUGGCGCAAGUCGCGCUUGAACCAGUGCACGACGGUCUCGGAAGCGGCAAUCUUCGAGCGCGCGGCUUGGGUGGAGUGGAGAGUGGCAUGGAGGAGGUCAAUGGGUCGAGGGAUUUCAUUGUUGUUGUAUUGAGCGCAUCGUUGGUUGCUCAUCUCGGGUGGGUAGAAGGCGCGUUGGAUGAUGCCGUGUCUCUCGGCAAUGGGGAUGUCAUUCACGCCAUGCUCCUCUUCAUUGGUGGUACUCGUCCGAGGCUUCUUCG